Molecule: messenger RNA, 549 nt
Organism: Theileria equi strain WA
Lineage: Eukaryota; Apicomplexa; Aconoidasida; Piroplasmida; Theileriidae
Exons: 6
Coding region: 1-549 (182 amino acids)
Biological process (GO): nucleoside triphosphate catabolic process
Cellular component (GO): cytoplasm
Molecular function (GO): nucleoside triphosphate diphosphatase activity
Source: RefSeq, a predicted model, not a curated record
AUGUCUAAAAAGCAGCUUGUCUUUUGCACUUCGAACCAAGAGAAGGUUAAAGAUUUACAACACAUUUUGGGUGAAGACUUUUUGGUGGUUAACGUUUCGAUAGAUCUUGCCGAAAUCCAAGGAAGUCCGGAAGAAAUAACAUUGGCCAAGGCCAAAGAAGCUUAUCGUCUCUUGAAGAAGCCAUUGAUUGUGGAAGAUACAUGCCUUUGUUUCAAUGCCUUUGGUGGACUUCCUGGACCAUACAUAAAGUACUUUUUGUUGAAUAUCGGACCCCAAGGCCUAUACAAGACGCUAGAAAAGUUUGAGGACAAGACCGGUUAUGCUCUCUGCACGUUUGGCUAUGCUGAUGAAAAUGAUGUCAAGAUAUUUAAAGGAAGAGUAAACGGAACAAUCGUUGAGCCUAGAGGCAAAAUUGACAUUAGCUGGAACUCCAUAUUUGAACCUAAUGGAUACGACAAGACAUUUUCGGAGUUGAGCUUUGAGGAGAAGAAUAAAGUUUCACAUCGAUAUCGCGCAGCCAUGGAACUAAAGGUUCGUUCACUAUUAUAA